AUGGAUGUCAAAAUUUGUCAAGUUAAAAUGGAUGUCGGACGUUGGUGUGUGUCAUCCUUCUGGUCUUCAGCCACUCUCCUGCUGCAUCGCCUCAUCACGACACCAGCACCAACAGCUAAACUAGCAUAUAAGCUGUAUGGAAAAGCUGGUCUCAUUGAGUGUAAUUUUCCAGCUCCUAAGCCAAAACCUCGUCCAGCGAACUAUGACCACUUGCAUCCUGAACCGCUGGUGGAUUGCUCAGUGCUGUAUUCACCAGAUGAUCCAGAAGUUGACGUUAUUUUCGUCCAUGGGCUAUACGGUUCUCUAGCAAAUACGUGGAGACAAGGCGAAUGGAGAUCGAGAUAUCAAAAGGAAAUUAAGAUAGUGCCAUUGAGAAGACCGCAUUCAACACCAACCUGCACUUGCACGGAGGAACGAAUCACAUGCAGCGAAAAUGCAAAAGAAACAGAAGUAAAUGAAACGACGUCAAAUGAAACGAAUGUAAAUGAAACAAGAAUGAAAGAAAUGACGUUAAAUGAAACGGAAAUAAAUGAAAUAAAUGAAAAAGACACCUUGGAUGUUAAGAAUAUAACGAAAGACGAUAUAUUUAUAACAGAAAAAUUCUAUACCAACCAUCAAAUAGAAAUUAUGAAUUACGAUACUCAAGCUCAGUUCGUUAGGGAUUUAUUUGAUAUGGCGAAUGAACUGAAGCCGGGGGACUGUAAAUGUGAAGCGAAAUGUGAAGUUGGUUGUGGAUGUCUGUGUGAUAAAUGUUACUCGCCGUGUUGGCCUCGGGACUGGUUGCAGGUUGACUAUCCAGGGGCCAGAGUGAUCUCUAUAAACUAUACGAGCGACCCUUACUUGUGGCGACCUCUGUGGAUUAAGCCGAGUCAAAGGCUUCGUCUCCACGAGCGUGCCAAUCAAAUGAUAAGCCAACUCUUGGCGCUGGGCGUCGGAAAAAGACCCAUCAUAUGGGUUGGACACUCAAAGGGUGGAUUAUUUAUUAAACAUAUUUAUUGUGAAGCCUACGACGCGUAUACGAAGCAAAUGAAAAACGGUGAAACAGAAUCAAAUAAACAAAAUACGAGCGAAUGUAACAACGACAAUAGAAUUAAUCAUUGUAUAGACAAACACACGGAUAAUGAAACUAGCUGUGAUAUAUUAGGUGAUAAAAAUGAAAAUGUUUCAAAUGAAACAGAAAUAAAUGAAGUUACAUGUAAUUUAGAUAAUAUAUACAAUGACUCUGUAGAUGAUGGAGGCGUAAAAGGAAGUGAACGAAUGAAUGAGGAAAUCGUUCAUCCAGAUCUUCGUGUAAUGAGUUCUUAUUUGUUGGUUUGUCUGUCUGUUGAAGAGCUAUCGUCAAUCUAUCACAAGUCUGCUGGCUUUAUGUUCUACUCCGUGCCUCACCGAGGCUCGCCGCUAGCGGACAUAAAGACGCCGGUCACAGCUAGGAGUGUGGAACUUAUGGAAAUAUGUAAAGACUGUGACCUGGUCCUUCAUCUCCACGACCGCUGGCGUCUCGCAGCCUCCUCCCUGCCUCCCGUCCGUAGCCUGGUGGAGACUGACCGGACUCUCAUGUCGCUGUUGUAUCUGAGGAUCGUGAGCGUUGAUAGUGCAGACCCAGGUGUAGGUUCUCUCCACGGGGUCUCCGUGGACCACAGGGAGAUCUGCAAGCCGACCAGCCGACGCUGCAUCCUCUACAAGGAGCUCAUGACGCUCAUGAGCACCGCGCUACAGAACUACAAGGUUCAACGACCUCUGGUGACGUCACAGACGACAUCUUAA
Molecule: messenger RNA, 1764 nt
Organism: Danaus chrysippus (African queen)
Lineage: Eukaryota; Metazoa; Arthropoda; Insecta; Lepidoptera; Nymphalidae
Source: the annotation of a GenBank genome assembly